GAGUCAGAGAGAGAGAGAGAGAGAGAGUUCGAAGUGUUUUUCGAGCGGUGUAUAAGGUAGCCUUGGCAAUACGUACUUAUGUGUAUAGCACGCACAAACAGUCACGCUAGUCUAACGACAAUCGAAUAGCUUGAACAUAUCUGUGGUUCGUUCGUUGCAUUUUAGACAUGGAAGUGAAUAAGGAAUUGAACGAUCAAGAUUUGAAGUUAGAACUGGUGCAAGUAAUUUUUAGACACGGAGCUCGAACUCCGGUUCGCGAAGAAUUGGACGUGUACAAGUUCAACGACGUGCCCGCGUACGAACCAUGGGGCGUCGGACAAUUGACCAAUGAUGGAAAGAGGCAGGAAUACCAUUUCGGUUCAUUUUUGAGGGAGCGAUAUGGAAACUUCCUAAGCGAGUAUUACCAAUCCGACGAUGUUUACGCUUAUUCGACUGACGUUCACCGUACGAAAAUGUCUUUGCAAUUGGUACUUGCUGGGCUUUAUCCACCGGUAGGUCAUGCUGUUUGGAAUCCCGAUUUAAAAUGGUCACCUAUACCUUAUGUUCAUGCGCCAGCGGUAUUGGACAUUUUUAUGAAAUACCACGAUAAUCCGAGAUUCCAGAAGCUUCGAUAUCAGGCCUGUCGGACGGAAGAGUUCCGCAAAAAAAUUGCCGAGUACGAUGAUUUUCUGGCGUUUUUGUCCGAACAAACAAACGUCAAUUUUGACGAUGAUUUUUUAAACGUUGCCUUUUUAUACGGCGUCAUCGUCGCCGAUGAACGAAUGAAUCUACCAUUACCAGAUUGGUACAAGCCGGAAAUGAAGGAAAAGUUUAGGCAACUGAUGGGGUUUGUGUUUGAUGGAUUUGCAUUCACAUUGGAAAUGAAAAAACUUGGCGCAGGACCACUGAUCAAGACAAUCAUUGAAAAUAUGAAUUUAAAAGGAAGCAACAUAAAUCCGAGAAAAAUUUAUUUGUACAGCGGUCAUGAUUUUAAUAUAGCAUUGAUCACAAGAUCGCAUAAUAUUGAAGAUUAUAGGUAUCCAGAGUUUGGCUGUGGCUUGAUUUUUGAAAAAUUACGCGAUUGCAGUAAUCAAGUUUAUGUGAGACUUUUGGCUUGGACAGGAUCUGGUACGCUAAUACCAUUGAAACUUGGUAAUCACAAAGAAUUCUGUCCCAUCGAUGACUACUUGAAAUUAGUCGAACCUAUCAUACCAUCGGAUAAUGAGAUAGAUGAGAUGUUAGAAGAUGUCAGUAUUAGGAAAUUCCGAAAUAUAUUUUUCAAUGAUCAUGUGGUCAAACCAUUACAUAAUAAAUUAUAAAAGAUUCAGUGUAUUGAUUAAAGGAAUGCCUCUUUUUAUCAAACUAAUAUUUAACUUAUGUACUUACGAAAUAUGUCGUAAGUACAUACCCAAACGCAAUCUGUCUGUGUGAAAGAAGACAUUUGUUUUGUCACACAAAAUCAGGCCAAUAUUUAACAUGGAAGUGAAUACGUCAGAAACAACAAAAAUUUUGAAUAAUCCAACAAUAAGUUUUUCGUCGUUCCACGCGCGAGGACUUGAUUUACGUAGGCUCCAAAAAGCAAGCACAAUUCAAAUCUUAGUAUCGGACACGUUGUGUAGAAAAAUCAAGUUAGAUACAUAUGCGAGAAAGUGAUUUCACCCUCACUUUUCUCGGAUGCAAAUAUCCACACGACGCUUAGAUCACGUGUACUCAUUUACUGUAUGGGUUAUCAUUAUGUUAACACGUAAUUAAAAAAAAUACAUUUUUGAUUUUGAGAUUGUUGAACUAGAUGAAUUCAUAAAUUAAGUUUUAUGAUAAUGAUUGGUGUAAUCUGACAGGUGAAUGGAUAUAAAUAAUCCCACGCAUUAAUUAUUUAUUGAUAAAUGGUCAUCGUUUGAUUCUGCAGUUAGUUAUCCGUAGCCUGCCGGUUGAAGACCAAUCAAAGAUACAAUGCGUGUCAGAUAAAAUUUCGUUCUUCAUAAACGAAACAACAUGCUUCCAAUGUAGAUUCAUUCAUCUGUCUCGGAAAAAUAAUAAUUUUCUAGAGAGUAUCUCAUUUGUGUAAUACAUUUCAUUGAUUUAAUUGCAGCCAUCAAUCCGAAUUAUACGAUAAUACAUUAUAACUUAUGCAAGUAGUAAGUGGGAAUUGAGAUAUUAAUAUUCAUAUUUGUAAAUCCUCUGGUUGAUGCAGCGCGUUUAAAAUCAAUUAUUACACCUUAUAAAAAUACUAACAAAGAUAGACUUAUCGUUUAUCUCAUCUUUGAAAAUACAGCUAGAUUUGUUUCUUAGAGAUGCCGAUUCUACAGCUGUUUAAAUUAUAUUUAUUUAACGCAAAAUUUUUCCAAUUCAACAGAGAAUAUAAAGGUCUCUAUUGAAUUUCUGAAUUCAUUAGAAAAGAUGAUACUAUUGAACAUGUAAGCUUCCUAUAGGAAAUACAUUUGCAAAAUAAUGCUCAAAAUAUUUUAUAUAAAAUAUUUCUCCAGGAAUAAAUAACUUUGAAAUUAUAUUUAAGAUGACCGUUUGCUCAUUAUUAACAAAUGAUGAAAUGUACGAUCAUAUGUAAAAUAUAUUUUAUGCCAAUUAAUCUUUUGUGAAUUUUUCUGUAGAAAGUAUUUUAUUUUAUUUUUUCUGUAGGAAGUAUUUUAUUUUUCGUGUGUA
Phymastichus coffea is the source of this 2637-nucleotide messenger RNA. Its product is annotated as prostatic acid phosphatase-like. The transcript has 7 exons. The record is from RefSeq and is a predicted model, not a curated record. Gene Ontology annotation, molecular function: phosphatase activity. NCBI's taxonomy places the organism in Eukaryota, Metazoa, Arthropoda, Insecta, Hymenoptera, Eulophidae. The coding region runs from base 168 to 1298 and encodes 376 amino acids. Gene Ontology annotation, biological process: dephosphorylation.